Molecule: messenger RNA, 3082 nt
Organism: Chara braunii
Lineage: Eukaryota; Viridiplantae; Streptophyta; Charophyceae; Charales; Characeae
Source: the annotation of a GenBank genome assembly
UUGUGUUGUCGGCAUUGGACCGUCCAGCACGCACCACACGCACGGCGCGGGAGAGGGUCGCCCAUCUUUCAUGGAUGACGCACCUGCCAGUUGCACGCCUGAUGACGACAGAUCAGCAGAACGGCCACCCACUUGGCCCGCGCGUGGCAACGCCACACCGGUGUCACCGCAUGCCGGACAGCGCGGUUUGCUAGGAGUAUCCCCUUAUGGCAGCCCGGAUGACAUGCGAUCAACAAAGAGGCCUCGUGUUCACUCUCUUUCGCCUACGAUCGUCGUCACUCCCGGCAUUGCAGUUGUGCAUUCUCCGUUGUCGCCCUUGUUGCCGUCUCCAGCGUGUCGUCCAUACACUCCGAUAGACCCUUUGUCGGAUUUCGAUGCGUUGUGUUUUCCUGUGCUGUUGCGGCCAUUGCAACCUCGCCGUUUGCAGUUUCUGUCGUGUGCUGCGCAGCCAUUUCCUCCUCCACUUUUCGUUGGACUCGACGGGUUGGACUCCAUCCCCCUAGAGGGGUGUUCUCAAUCAUCAGCAGCGGUGUUUGGAAGUGGAGGGUCCACACUGCGUGACGGAGGACGUCGGAGUGUAGAACCGUGGGUCUCACAUUCGUUCGCCGCAUCAGGUCAUGGGGAGGGGGGUGUAUUGGAUGAUGCACGUCGUGCCUCUGCCGGGGCCACACAUGACCGUAAUUCCGCCCGUCGCUCUCUAGUCUCCUGGUUCGACGAGGAUGACAUUGUGUGUGGUAGCGGAGAUGGGCCCAGCCGUUGCGAUCUUGGCGCAAAAAAUCUUGGUGCGGGUCCUUCUGAACACUCGGGCGGGUCCUUGGGGCAAUUUGGUUCGCAGUCAACUGGUUCCGCGAAGUACUCUCGUUUGUUCCUGACUACCGCUUGCAAGGAGAGACUGCGCCUUUUACAAUCUGCGAUGAAAGAAGUGAGCGACAAGUCUGGGGUCAUGAGCGAUGUCUUCGACCGACUGUUGCAUUGGUCAUUGCCAACCAUCCGGUCAGAGUUUGGGGACGGUGUGGCGUCGAGAAUCGAGAGAACACUACCGGCCUGCAGUCGUGCAGAUGUGUUUCGUCUCGGAGCAGGAGGGGAUGAUUCGACAGUGGACGCUGAGGAUGAUGGCGAGCGUGAGGGUGAAGGGAGCGGUGGAGGCAAUGGCGGGUCAUUUUGUGGGUCGGAUGAUUCACUACCACGUUCAGGGCACGGGUCACAGCGUGGCCGCAGAUCGCGCGGGCGGCCACCAAGCCGUGGCAGGUCGCGUUCGCGUUUCGAACAUGUACGUCCUUUGUGCUGGGAUGAUUCAAAGGAUGGUGCUUUGCAAAGCAGACCUUGCAAUAAUCGGUCUGCACAUGUGUUGGAAUCGAUGGGGCACUGGGAAGGCUUGAAAGCGCCUGAUGUCGUCUUCGCGGAGCUGGUGAAGCUGCUGCAGUUGCUCGGGUUGUGCGAUUUGAGUUGCCCGCGCCACGGGCCUGGUUGUGCUGUGGAUGUGUCCUAUGUCGGUUAUCCUGGGCAGAUUUAUCGCAUUUCGCUCGCUUGUAAGAAGUCCUGUCAUUGGACAUGGCACAGUGCACUGGUUGUGGGAGCUGUGUACUCUUGCAGACUUCAGCAGCAGUUGUUCCAUGUGACCGUCACUGCGGGUAUGAUAUAUACCGUCCUCAACGACUUCUGCAUCUCGCUUGGGGUGGCACCUGUGCACAAGCCCACUUUUUACAGUUGCAUGCGCGGUGAGCCGAAUGUGUGUGAGGGUUGGAAUGCAAAGGUUGUCAGGCAGGGCAUGCGGUAUUGCGACUUGGCCAUUGACACGGUUAUGCGAUCAGGGAGACCCGUCACUUUGAUGGUUGACGGUCGCUACGACUCGGCCAGGUCUGCGCAGCAUUGCACUUUACCGCAAUUGAGUGUGAUACUCGUCUUGUGUUGGAGCGCCUGGGUAUUGAAUGGCAAGGCACUUAGAAAAGUUGUGACGCUGAAGGUGCCAAAGAAAUUGAACAACCCUCAGCAGUGCGUGUCGGAAUCUCAGUUUAUGCAGUUCACGAAGAAGGAGUUGUUGGAUGCCUUGACGGACCGUUUUGGACCAGGGUGUUUGACGACAAAAGAAAAACGAUUGAAGAAGAGUGACUACGUCGCUGUCGUGAUGAGCAAAAUGUACCCGUACGGCAAUAUGACAAACAACAAAUCCUUGGUCAUGGAUGCAGAUGGUGUGACUGAGUUCCAUAUGCAUGAGGUGGAUCAUUGGUUUCUUCAUGCUUCCCAGGUUUGCAGAGACGAGGGCGGCAAGUUUGUCACUUUGCACAAUGAUGUCAUGAUGAUCGCCGACCAUUGGGCCGAGGACCACUACAGAUGCGUUGCGGACAGAGAGCUUCUAUGCUCAAAGGCGGGUGGCCCAUCUCGGUUGCCUCUGUACACGCACGACGACCCCGUGUACGACAUCAUUCGCCAGACGUUGGGCAGGCAUUGCAGCACGACCGUUUGUUUGUACUACACGGAGUUCCAUCACACGUCGACGGUUGAGACCUUCCAGGGCACAAUCACCAUUUACGCGAAGAAUGUCUUGCACUUCGAGAAGUCGUAUGAGCCGCGUUUGGCUAUUACAGUCAUUCGAUGGAACAGUCAUGCAUGGCAGGAUCCCUUGGAGUAUCAUGUCUGCAGGCCUUCUGGGACUUCAAUUCGUCCAAGGCCGAGCCACUACCGUCACAAUCGACCGCCUACCGAUUCGUGGAUGGAUCGGCUGUCCACGUUCAUCUUCGGUUCAAAAUGCGUUUCAGAUUGGGCUCGACGCCUUCUCGAGUACGACGACUGUGAUGUGUCGGGCGAGGUCGGGUCCUCGACACCUCCUUUGCCUCGGGAUCUUUUUUGCAGAGGCGAGGAUACCAUUGCCCGUGACGAGGACGACAUUGGCUCAGGUGCGGAUCCCGACAUUGUGGGAGAUGACGAUGUUUUCAUCAUUGGCGACGGGGAUGGGUUGCCUGUACCGGCGGAUGCCGUGUCCAAUCGAUCAUGCGAUUCUCUAUCGGACGCAGAUGAUGUCGAGUUGUUCGACGACUUACAUUAUGUUAUGUCGUAGUAUCUUGUACAUGCGACUUUUAUGUCU